Molecule: messenger RNA, 1806 nt
Organism: Neltuma alba
Lineage: Eukaryota; Viridiplantae; Streptophyta; Magnoliopsida; Fabales; Fabaceae
Product: rust resistance kinase Lr10-like
Exons: 2
Coding region: 1-1806 (601 amino acids)
Biological process (GO): protein phosphorylation
Molecular function (GO): ATP binding; protein kinase activity
Source: RefSeq, a predicted model, not a curated record
AUGUUAAAAGAAACCUUCAUCAUAAUCAUCUUCCUUGGCUCCUUUGCUGCAUAUACAUUCAAUCCUAAUUCUGAUACUGAUUUCUUUAUAAAAUCAUCAUUUAGUGAAUCCUGCGGACAUGUCUUCAACAUCCCCACAAAUACAUAUUAUAAAUAUGGCGACUGCUACGAUCCCAGCUAUACAGUAAGCUGCGAGAACAACAGAAGUGUGUUGUCUGUAAACUAUGGAAGGCGCUUGGUGCAGGCCGUUUAUGCCACUAACUCCACAAAUCUCCAAUCCAUUACCUCCGGACUUGACAUCAACAAUUGCUACGCGAUCUCUCGUCAUUCUCUCACAUACAGCAACUUCUUCAACCACAAUUUCAAAGCCAAAGAGAGGAAACCAAGCAACAAAAAAUACCAUUAUCAUGUGGGCGGAUUAGUGUUUGUCAGCUGCCAAAAUCCAGUUCACUCUCCUUCGUAUGCUGAAAUUGUGGCUCCUUGUUCUAGUGAAGCACCAAAAACUCGUUAUUCUUAUGUGCUGACGGGGGAUCCAAGUGUAUCUGAUGUGGAAGAGUCGUGCAAAAUAGAUAUGUUGGUGAAGGUUUUGCCAUGGGGGCCAAUGAGAUGUAAUAAGAAUUGUUCAUAUCCAAAAGUUCAGAGGGAAGAGGUAAAGGAGAUUCACAUCAAAUGGAUUGCUGAUCGUUGUGGAGUGUGGGAUGGAGGGCAACCAAACUGCUGGUUUGAAAAUGCCACUAAUAUGGUUCUUUGUCAUCGUCCACUUGAUCUUGCAACGGUUUCAGUGACUUACUGGUCUGCAGCUAAAUUUGUAUUGGGUACACCUUUUGUUUUAAUAUUCUUGAUUCUUCGAUGGAGAAGAAGGCAUCAAUCUUAUUAUGACAAUGUCGAGGACUUCCUCCGAAAUAAUAGUAACCUGAUGCCCAUCAAGUACUCUUACUCAGAGAUCAAGAAAAUGACCAACGGCUUCAAACACAAGUUAGGUGAAGGAGGCUACGGCUAUGUGUAUAAAGGUAAGCUUCGAAGCAAUCGCGAUGUAGCCAUCAAGUUACUGGCGAAGUCCAAAGCCAAUAGAGCACAAGAUUUCAUAAGCGAAGUUGCCACUAUUGGCAGGAUUCAUCAUGUCAAUGUGGUGCAGCUGAUUGGAUUCUGCACUGAAAGAAAUAAGCGGGCUCUUGUUUAUGAAUUUAUGCCUAAUGGAUCUCUCGACAAGUACAUAUUCUUGGAGAGACAAGGGAAUGUGCCCAUCAAUCAUGACAAAAUAUUUAACAUUUCUCUUGGGGUUGCCCGAGGAAUUGAAUAUUUACAUCGAGGAUGUGACGUGCAAAUUUUACACUUUGAUAUCAAACCUCACAAUAUCCUUCUUGAUGAAAAUUUUAAUCCAAAGAUUUCGGAUUUCGGAUUGGCUAAGUUGUACCCAUUAGAUAAUAGUAUCGUGUCUUUGACAAAUGCAAGAGGAACAUUUGGAUACAUGGCUCCUGAAUUCUUGUACAAGAACAUUGGAGGAAUAUCACACAAAGCUGAUGUUUAUAGUUUUGGGAUGCUACUAAUGGAAAUGGCUAGCAGAAGGAAGAACUCGAAUGUCAUUGAGCAUUCCUGGCAGACCUAUUUUGCUAAAUGGGUUUAUGAUCAAUUUGAGGAAUCAAUAGAGGGGAGCAAUAUCUCAGAUGAGGAAAGAGGAAUUGCAAAGAAGAUGAUUAUAAUAGCUUCACAUUGCAUACAGAUGUAUCCUAAUGAUCGACCCUCCAUGAAGAAUGUGUUAGAGAUGCUUGAAGGAGAAAUGGAGCUUCAAGAGGCUCUUCCUCCCUAA